Molecule: messenger RNA, 816 nt
Organism: Drosophila kikkawai
Lineage: Eukaryota; Metazoa; Arthropoda; Insecta; Diptera; Drosophilidae
Product: proteasome inhibitor PI31 subunit-like
Biological process (GO): proteasome-mediated ubiquitin-dependent protein catabolic process
Molecular function (GO): endopeptidase inhibitor activity; proteasome binding
Source: RefSeq, a predicted model, not a curated record
UACAUAUAUGUAUGUACAUUAUUUUUAAAUACUCAACAAAAUACUCAAAUACAAACCUGACAACAGUAACAACCCCCCAGGACCCAAGAUUCUGUUAGAAAGCUUUCAGCUUUAACAAUCAUGAACUCAUCGCUCUCAAUCUCCAAGUCGGGAGAGUUCUUCUACGGCUGGGAUCUUCUCUACAAGACGGUCCAGUCCGAGGUCAACAAGAAGGCGGACUUGCUGAUUGCUCUCGUUCACUUCCUGCUGACCAAAUACUACAACUUUCGGUGCUUGGGCCUCGGCGAUGAUAAAACAUUGCUGGAUGACGAAAAGGGCAGUGAGCUGCUGCCCGAAUGCUGGAACGAUGACGAUGCCAAAUACUCGCUUCGCUACGUGCACGACAAGCAGCUCUAUCUGCUCCUGGGCCAUAUCACAGACGAUGUCCUGCUGGUCAAUAUAAUGGAUGUUAACACCAAAAAGGUGUCCAAUAUCUGCAUCACCCCGGACACCCUGGUGGUCGUUAUCAAGGGCAACAUUAACACCCUGAUGCCGAACGCUUCGGAGAUCGUCGAUCGCUAUCGCAAUGAGCUGCUGGACCCGGUCUUCACAGGCAACUCGCGUGAGGUCACAACCCAGACGACCAUGAUCAUAGAACGCACGAAUUCCCCGCGUGUUCUCAACCCGAGACGUGGCGCUUUCUACAUGCCGCGCGGAAUUAAUCCCCGCCCAUUUGGUUUCUUUUUUUAACCAAUUAAAGGGUAUGAAAUUAUAAUAAGCAAAUGAUAUAUGCCACUUUUCAAACACUUAUUGGUAGCAGUAAACCAUUAAACCUGA